CAGGGAGGGAGGGAGGGGGCCAUCUGAUGUGACCAUGGCUGCCGUCCCGGCUCCGCUCAUGCCCGCGGCUCAGCAGCUGGGGCCCCCGCCGGCGCCUGUCUCCACCUCGGCCGCUGCUGCAACCACCACCUCCUCCUCCUCCGCCUCCAGCGCUUCUUCUUCCUCCUCCUCCUCCGCUGCUCUUGCUCCGGCUGCUCCUCCUGCUCCUGCUGCUUCUUCCCCGCCGGCCAGCGCGCCCUCCGCGGGGACUGGCCUCUUCCGCCCGGAGCCCGUCGGAGUCCCAGCUGCUGCUGCCGCCGCCGCCUCUUCCUCCUCCUCCUCCGCCACUUCCAGCAACGGGCCCGCGGAGAGCAGCGUCCCAGUCGCGGCCCCCGCCCCACCCGGAGCCGCCCUCUCCGUGGCCAGCCCUGCCGUGCCGCCGCCGGGGAAGCCCGUCUACUCGACGCCGUCCCCGGUGGAGAACACCCCGCAGAACAACGAGUGCAAGAUGGUGGAGCUGCGGGGCGCCAAGGUGGCCUCCUUCACGGUGGAAGGCUGCGAGCUGAUCUGCCUGCCCCAGGCCUUCGACCUCUUCCUCAAGCACCUCGUGGGCGGCCUCCACACCGUCUACACCAAGCUCAAGCGCCUCGAGAUCACGCCCGUGGUCUGCAACGUAGAGCAGGUCCGCAUCCUCCGCGGGCUCGGCGCCAUCCAGCCCGGUGUCAACCGCUGCAAGCUCAUCUCCCGCAAGGACUUCGAGACCCUCUACAACGACUGCACCAACGCCAGUUCCAGACCUGGACGGCCUCCUAAGCGGACCCAAAGUGUCACCUCUCCAGAGAAUUCUCAUAUUAUGCCGCAUUCUGUCCCUGGUCUCAUGUCUCCUGGAAUCAUCCCACCAACAGGUUUGACAGCUGCUGCAGCAGCGGCAGCAGCUGCCACCAAUGCAGCCAUUGCAGAAGCAAUGAAGGUGAAAAAAAUUAAAUUAGAAGCUAUGUCGAACUAUCAUGCCAGUAAUAAUCAGCAUGGAGCAGAAUCUGAGAAUGGCGAUCUGAAUUCUAGUGUGGGAAGCAAUUAUGGUUCUUGGGAUAGAGAAAAACUCCAGUCUCCCCCAAGCCAAGCAUCGCAGGCUUCUGUUAACCACCCCAACUUGCCUGGACAGCAUAACCUUCCAGUUAACCAUCCUCUCAACCCUCUCCAACCGAAUCAUCUUCUGCCAAAUGGCCUGGAGCUCCCUUUUAUGAUGAUGCCUCACCCGCUUAUUCCUGUCAGCUUGCCACCAGCAUCUGUCACAAUGGCGAUGAGCCAGAUGAACCACCUUAGCACCAUCGCAAACAUGGCAGCCGCAGCACAAGUACAGAGUCCUCCCUCAAGAGUUGAGACGUCUGUUAUUAAGGAACGAGUUCCAGACAGCCCUUCCCCUGCUCCAUCCCUUGAAGAAGGUCGGCGGCCUGGAAGUCACCCGUCAUCGCAUCGUAGUAGCAGCGUGUCCAGUUCUCCUGCACGAACUGAAAGCUCUUCAGACAGAAUCCCCGUCCAUCAGAAUGGUUUAUCCAUGAACCAGAUGUUGAUGGGUUUAUCACCAAAUGUCCUACCUGGUCCAAAAGAAGGAGAUCUGGCCGGCCAUGACAGUGGACAUGAGUCAAAAAGAAUGCACAUGGAGAAAGGACUUCGACCAUCUGAAAGAACCCUGUGGUUGAGAACUCUGUACAAAUGCAAUAGUGGUGAAGAAGCAUUAUUUCAUCAAAGAAUGGUCACUUCCAAGGAAAUGGCUUUCAAAUCCAGCCUGAUGAGGAAACUGAGAUUACUACAAGAUGAGACCUCACUCUCCACACCAACCGCAAGAGACAGCCUUGACAAACUUUCGCUAACCGGGCAUGGGCAGCCGCUACCUCCAGGUUUUCCUUCUCCCUUUCUGUUUCCUGAUGGAUUGUCCUCCAUAGAAACCCUUCUGACUAAUAUCCAGGGCCUAUUGAAGGUCGCCAUAGACAAUGCUCGAGCUCAAGAAAAGCAGGUCCAGCUGGAAAAAACAGAACUCAAAAUGGAGCUGUUCAGGGAACGAGAACUGAGGGAAACACUUGAAAAACAGUUGGCCGUGGAACAGAAGAACAGAGCAAUAAUUCAGAAAAGGUUAAAGAAGGAAAAGAAAGCCAAGAGGAAAUUGCAAGAAGCACUUGAAUUUGAGACAAAGCGGCGAGAACAAGCAGAACAGACACUGAAACAGGCAGCUUCCACAGAUAAUCUCAGGGUCCUAAAUGACUCUCUGACCCCAGAGAUAGAAGCUGACCGCAGUGGGGGCAGAACAGAUGCUGAAAGGACAAUACAAGAAGUGGCUGGAAUGCAGUGCUUUAGAAAUGCAGGUUCAAUGAUUAUGGAAGACUUUAUUUGAAAACUACUGUCAUGUACUGAACUUAUUCCACUGAAGUUGUGUAUGCUAUGAUUCCAAGAACUCUGCAGUAAGACAUUCACCAUUUUGAAAGUUCUGCAAAUACAAAGGUGCUUUUUGGGCAACUUGGCCACUUCAUGUAUCCAUGUGCAAAGGGUUCUGAGCUUUUCUUCAAGAGCAUUCUCCAUUGGUUUCCUGGGACGUCUCCUUGUGUUACAGAGAAAGGUUCUACAACUUAUGUAGCCCUCUUCUGGACAGCUCGCUAAAAAAUUAGCUGUUGGACACCUCCUUGUACAGACAGGCCAGAGCAAGACUUUGCAUUGCCUUUGCAAUGGGAUAAAAACUGUGUCUUCUGAUUCACUGAGCACAUCAAGCAAAACUUCCACAGUGUCCACUUCUGUACCUAAAGAUUAUUACGCCAUAUAUAAACCAGCAAGACAGUAGAGAGGUGCAUAUUUCAAAGAGGGGCAUGAGAGUCCUACAAACACAGAAUAGGAACAUACAAAAUGUACACAGGGUUUCCCCCCCUUCAAAUUCUAAGAGAGAAUCUUGUUUCUCUUAAAUAUAUGUUUUCUCCACUUAAUUUCUAAGAGACCAACACAGUAGUAUGUUACAGAAAUCAAACUUUUUGUCUUGGACCUAGCGGGGGCAGGAGUUACACUGUGUAAAUAUGCUUCUGUGAUGUUUUUGGUCACAAUAUCCUCUCUCUCAAAGUCAAUUUUAAAAAGCUUCAAGAUCUGUCAUAACUUUUAUUGUAAAUUGGCAGUAGUUUGGGAAACAGGGAAUGACAACAAGAUGUUGUUUCUUACUGAAACUGUUGGUCAGAUGUACAGUAUAUAACCACAAACCACACCCAGAAGGUAUUAUGUAUGCAGUAGAAUACUAGAUUUUAGGAAAACAACAAUUUUAGAUAAUACGUUUUGUCACCCUGUUGGUCUGAACGACACCUUUCUAAUUUUAACGCAUGCAGGCAUGUAAAUAUUUGUCCUGAAGUCACAGUAUUAACAAACGGGAUCGGAGGCGUCUGGGAAUGACUGGGGCCACUUUUAUUUGUAUAUCGGUCGGUGCUGUGAAAUGGCACUUUUAAGAGUGAAAUGUGGCUCAUGAGGAAGUCAUCCCGCCAGAAAUAUUUUUAUAUAUUAAUGUCAUAUAACUUCAACGUUGCUGGGAAGGAGAAAACACUCCCAGAGGCUAAUCAGACACUUGAUGUUAUCGAUCCAAUACCACGUAGAGCUAAGUGAUACAGUUGAAGUCUUUUGUCCUUCCAACCUACCUUGUCUUGGGCAAGGCUGGUUACGUGUUAUUUUUAUUGUCUUUAUAAAUGCUAUGAUAUCUGUUCUCCACCUUUGUGCUUAUAAUGGAAGCAAGCUGCAACACAGUGCUUACUACAUUUUAAAUUAUCUUCUUUGCUCUGCAUAUUUCCCCAAGUUAUCCCUUUAAAGACCACUUUGAAGA
Anolis sagrei ordinatus is the source of this 3820-nucleotide messenger RNA. It is a transcript of the gene DACH1, whose product is annotated as dachshund family transcription factor 1. Gene Ontology annotation, biological process: regulation of transcription by RNA polymerase II. The record is from RefSeq and is a predicted model, not a curated record. Gene Ontology annotation, molecular function: DNA-binding transcription factor activity, RNA polymerase II-specific; RNA polymerase II cis-regulatory region sequence-specific DNA binding. Gene Ontology annotation, cellular component: transcription regulator complex; nucleus. Lineage: Eukaryota; Metazoa; Chordata; Lepidosauria; Squamata; Anolidae.